Molecule: messenger RNA, 841 nt
Organism: Chlamydomonas reinhardtii
Lineage: Eukaryota; Viridiplantae; Chlorophyta; Chlorophyceae; Chlamydomonadales; Chlamydomonadaceae
Exons: 1
Coding region: 102-419 (105 amino acids)
Biological process (GO): microtubule-based movement
Cellular component (GO): cytoplasmic dynein complex; cytoplasm
Molecular function (GO): dynein intermediate chain binding
Source: RefSeq, a predicted model, not a curated record
CGGACAUACCUUUGCAACAUUAGGUAAACAUUAGCAGAAAACAUUAGCCACACGCGUUGACGAUUCCUCACAGCUCCGAGAGACCAACCUGAAUCUCGAGAAUGGUCGACAUUGCCGCUGUCGAUGAGACAUUCAAGCGUCUGCAAAGCCACAAGGGCGUACUAGGGAUCAUUGUCAUCAACGCGGAGGGAAUUGCUAUCCGCACGACCUUUGACAACGACCUGACCGUCCAGUACGCGGCCCUGGUCUCGCACUUCACCGUCAAGGCGCGCUCAGCUGUGCGGAAACUGGAUGGGGAUAACGACCUCAAGUUCCUGCGGAUACGCUCCAAGAAGCACGAAAUUAUGAUUGCGCCAGAGUUUGAGAGGUCGCAUGAAUACUAUCUGGUCGUGGUGCAAGACCCCUCACGAGAGGCGUGAGAUGGCAUAGGCGGGUGCGGAGGCGCUAGCGGCGAUUCAGCUUGCGUGGCAUGCGCCUGGCCACAAGGGGCCGCUUGAUAACGCGGCAUGUAUUCCAUUCUGUUAGUUAGGACUAUUGCCGGCCGGGGAGCGGGCGGCGUCGCGAAGGGGGGAGUUAUAGGUGCAAGGAGUUAGCUGCCUUGCACAAGGUGCGUGGGGAGAAGCCCCCAGGCUGGCCGUGGUUGGACCUUGGGGCCUGGGACUGCUGGACGUGUGAAGCAGCUGCAGGUUGCUGCAGCUGCACCGCUUAUGUACAUAACAGAUGCAGAUGAUGGAGAGGAGAAGGUGGCUUGCAGACAAAUGCAAGGACACAAAGCUUGUCUGUGGGCGUGGCAUGUCACACGGGGCUUCCGUCGCUCAGACCCCUGUAAACGUAACGGUGA